Messenger RNA from Vitis vinifera (wine grape), 4343 nucleotides. RefSeq lists its product as uncharacterized. Gene Ontology annotation, biological process: DNA integration. The record is from RefSeq and is a predicted model, not a curated record. Lineage: Eukaryota; Viridiplantae; Streptophyta; Magnoliopsida; Vitales; Vitaceae. Gene Ontology annotation, molecular function: nucleic acid binding. The transcript is spliced from 4 exons. The coding region runs from base 1 to 4329 and encodes 1442 amino acids.
AUGGAGGACACUGAAGAAUUCAACAGUAAUAACAACAGGUCACGACCACCGGUGCAGGGCCAAAGAACUAUGAGAGAGCUUCUAAAUCCUCCCAGGUUGAGCACACCAUCGUGUUUUAUGCUACCUCCAAAUCAUGAUCAUGUUACCAUUCGGCCUCAAGUGGUGUCUCAACUACCCAUUUUUAGGGGGACAGAAAAUGAAAAUCCAUACUCUCACAUCAAGGAAUUUGAGGACAUCGUUUCAAUUUUUCGAGAAGCCAACACUCCUUUGGAGAUCUUUCGCAUGAAGCUAUUCCCCUUGUCAUUGAAGGAUAAAGCUAAGACUUGGUUUAAUAGUCUUAGACCUUAUAGUAUCAGAAAUUGGGGUGAUCUACAAUCAGUGUUUUUGCAGAAAUUCUUUCCAACACAUAGAACCAGUGCAUUGAAAAAGGAGAUCUCGAAUUUCAAGGCUAUGGAGGAUGAGAAAUUUUUUGCAUGUUGGGAAAGAUUCAGGGAGAUUGUUGCAGCUUGCCCCCAUCACGGAUUUGACAACUGGAUGCUAGUUUCGUAUUUCUAUGAAGCAUUUCAAUUCCUUGAUUAUGUUGCUGAGGUAUCUAGAAGUUGGGAUGAACCAAUCGUCAAGGAACCAUCUAGAGAUAGAACAAUGAACAGGGCAAGAGCUAGUGGCGUGUAUACCUUACCAGAGGGUUUAGAUGUCCAAGCAAAGCUAGCAACCGUUAUGAGAAGGUUGGAUGAUUUGGAAACCAAGGGAGUUCAAGAGAAAGGAAAAUUCCCAGCUCAACCACAGAAAAAUCCGAGAGGAGUAAAUGAAGUUUCUGAAGUGCAAAAGGAAGAUUGCAAUGCCGUUAUCACACUCAGAAAUGGGAAAGAAUAUGAAGGGCCCAAGUUACCUGUAAGUGAAGAUAUUCCUGCUAGAGAUGAACCAGCUGUGGAGAAAAAUGUUAGAAAUGAGAAAGCAUCUGAAAAAUAUGAGGAAGUCAUUGUGAGCAAAAAUAAAAUGAGUGUUUCCAAUCAUUUGCCUUUCCCUUCAGCUAUGCAGAGACACAAAGUGGGGGAUAAGACUUUAGAGAUUUUGGAAGUUUUGAAGCAAGUGAAGAUCAACAUUCCACUCCUUGAUAUGAUCAAGCAAGUUCCUGCUUAUGCAAAGUUCCUCAAAGACUUAUGCACUGUGAAGAGAAGGAUUAAAUUAAGCAAGAAAGCAUUCCUCACCGAGCAAGUCAGUGCCAUCAUUGAGAAUAAAGCAAUAGUGAAGUACAAAGAUCCAGGUUGUCCUACCAUCUCAGUCCAGAUUGGAGAUUCAUUCGUGGAAAGGGCUUUGUUAGAUUUGGGAGCUAGUGUGAAUUUGCUUCCAUAUUCAAUCUAUAAGCAAUUGGGAUUGGGAGAGCUUAAGGCUACUACCAUUACACUCUCUUUAGCAGAUCGUUCGAUUAAAGUACCUAGAGGAGUAGUCGAAGAUGUUUUGGUGCAAGUUGAAAAGUUCUACUACCCAGUGGACUUUGUGGUGUUAGAUACAGAACCAUUGAAAAAGGGUAUGAAUUCUGUUCCAAUUAUUCUUGGGAGACCCUUCCUUGCUACAGCCAAUGCUCUCAUUAACUGUCGAAAUGGAUUGAUGCAAUUAUCUUUUGGGAACAUGACAGUGGAAAUGAAUGUCUUCAAUUUAUGCAAGCAACCAAUGGACCAUGAUGAUGUGGAAAAUGAGGAAGCAUGCCUUAUAGAGGUUUUGGUGCAAGAACACACAGAAAAGUUAAUGGAAGAAAAUAUAGAUGAAUUUUUCUCUACAAUCGUUAAGAAAGAAUGUGUUCAAGUUGCUACAGAAUGGAAAGAAAAAUAUACGAUUCAAUCUUUGAACAGUGUUGAGAAUGAUGAAGAAAGCAAAAAGGAAGAGGUUGAGAUCAGCAAACCAGAGUUAAAGCCCCUGCCACAUGGUUUAAAGUAUGUUUAUUUAGAGGCAAAUGAAGAAAAACCUGUGGUAAUUUCAGCUACAUUAACUGAAGAGCAAGAAAUGAAACUUUUGAAGGUGCUUAAAGAGAAUAAAAGAGUGAUUGGUUGGUCCAUUUCAGAUUUGAAAGGGAUAAAUCCCUUGAUUUGCACGCAUCAUAUUUAUUUGGAAGAGAAUGCAAAACCAGUAAGGCAACCACAAAGAAGGCUAAAUCCCCUUAUGCAAGAUGUAGUCAGAAAUGAGGUAUUGAAGCUUUUAGAUGCAGGUAUUAUUUAUCCUAUCUCUGACAGUAGUUGGGUGAGCCCCACUCAAGUAGUACCUAAGAAAAGCGGGAUAACUGUGAUGAAGAAUGAUGAAGGAGAGCUCAUUCCUACAAGGUUGACUACAGGUUGGCGAGUAGAUCCAGCAAAAAUUGAGCUCAUCUCAAAGCUACCUUCGCCUACUACUGUUAAAGAGGUGAGACAAUUUUUGGGACAUGCAGGUUUUUAUAGAAGGUUCAUACAAGACUUCUCAAAAAUCGCUCAACCUCUUUGUGCUUUACUACUUAAGGAUGCAGAAUUCAUAUGGACUAAAGCAUGUCAAGAAGCUUUCAAGAGGCUAAAGUCACUCCUCACUACUGCGCCAAUUGUGAGAUCUCCAAAUUGGUCUCUCCCAUUUGAGUUGAUGUGCGAUGCUAGUGACUAUGCAGUGGGAGCUGUACUAGGUCAAAGGGAGGAUGGAAAACCAUAUGUGGUGUACUAUGCUAGUAAAACCCUCAAUGAUGCUCAGAAGAACUACACAACUACUGAAAAGGAGCUCCUUGCAGUGGUGUUCGCACUUGAUAAAUUCAGGAACUACCUUUUGGGAACUUCAAUAGUAAUUUUUACUGAUCAUUCGGCCUUGAAAUAUCUACUCAACAAAAAGGAUGCCAAAGCAAGACUUAUCAGGUGGAUCCUUCUCCUUCAAGAAUUUAACAUUCAAAUCAAGGAUAAGCAAGGGGUAGAGAAUGUGGUUGCUGAUCAUCUUUCCCGAGUUAAAGUAGAGUCACAUUUCGAGGAAGCACAAAUUAAUGAUGAGUUUCCUGAUGAUGCACUUUGUGCAGUGGAGAAGUUGCCUUGGUUCGCAAAUAUAGUCAAUUACUUGGCAACCGGAGAGCUUCCAUCAGAAUGGAACAUGGAAACAAAGAAGUAUUUUCUUUCACGAGCAAAACACUAUGCUUGGGAUGAUCCAUAUUUGUAUAAGUUUUGCCCAGAUCAAAUUAUGCGGAGAUGUGUUCCAGAGGAUGAACAACAAGACAUAUUGCGAAUGUGCCAUGAAGGAGCUUGUGGAGGUCAUUUUGCUUCAAGGAAGACUUCAACAAAAAUUCUACAGAGUGGAUUCUAUUGGCCAACUAUGUUCAAGGAUUGUAACACUCAUUGCAAAAGUUGUCCACAAUGUCAACAACUGGGGAAAAUCAACACAAGGUAUCAAAUGCCUCAAAAUCAUAUUUGUGUUGUUGAGGUCUUUGAUUGUUGGGGCCUAGACUUUAUGGGACCAUUCCCUCCUUCUUUUGGUAAUCUCUAUAUUUUGGUGGGAGUGGAUUAUGUCUCUAAAUGGGUAGAAGCAGUGGCAUGCAAGAGCAAUGAUCACAAAGUGGUGCUCAAAUUUUUAAAGGAGAAUAUUUUCUCUAGGUUUGGCAUUCCGAGAGCAAUCAUUAGUGAUGGAGGUUCACACUUUUGUAAUAAGCCUUUUUCCACUCUUUUGCAGAAAUAUGGAGUGAGGCAUAAAGUGUCCACCCCAUAUCACCCUCAAACGAAUGGGCAAGCUGAGCUAGCAAAUCGGGAAAUUAAGAGAAUCCUCACCAAAGUAGUCAAUACUACAAGAAAAGAUUGGUCUACCAAGUUGAGUGAUGCACUUUGGGCAUAUAGGACAGCCUAUAAGACUGUCCUUGGCAUGUCACCGUACCGAAUUGUUUAUGGUAAAACAUGUCAUUUGCCUGUAGAACUCGAACAUCGUGCAUAUUGGGCUGUAAAGAAGAUGAACUUUGAUUCGGAUCAAGCUGGAGCUAAAAGGAAAUAUGAUUUGAAUGAACUUGAGGCAUAUCGAAAUGAGAGUUAUGAAUGCCUACGUAAUGCAAGGGAAAAACACAAAUUCUACCAUGACAAGCUUAUUUUACGAAGGGAGUUCAAGCAAGGUGAAAAGGUGUUGUUGUACGACUCCAAGCUUCACAUUUUUCCAGGAAAGCUUAAGUCAAGGUGGAAUGGCCCUUAUGUGGUAAAGGAAGUCUUCCCUUAUGGCACUGUGACCAUUCAAAAUCCGAGGACAGGUAAUGAAUUCAAAGUUAAUGGUCAGCGCCUAAAGCAUUUCAUUGAAAGAUUUGAGACACAAGAGGAGAAUCUCCAUUUUCUUGAUGGGGAUGUUCAAAAGGGUUGAAGCAUUUUCUGAAA